AACGUCACACGUCAUCACGCGUCAUCGUGUCCUCUGCCGGUGCAGGUCAACGUGAAUGCUGUAGAACAGCAUGUGUUAGUUAGUUAGUUAGUGAGUGAGUUGGUGGUUGUGGUGUUUUGUAUGUUUCGUAGUUAUUUUUUAUAUAAUUUCAGUGUGUCGCUGUAAAAUGGCGGCUUCCGGAAGGACGGCGCUUGUCUCCGCGCUCGUGCGCCACUUCAGUGGAAGACGCUCGUGCGUGAGGAAGCUUCUCGAGACCAGCCAAAGUCUGCGACUUGUUUCUGCUGCAAAAUCCGCAGUAGAGAGAGAAAGACUUGUGAGCUCAGUCAGUACCUUCAGCUGGGCCACACAACACAGAGCUCUCUCCACAGAAAUACCAUACGAAGAAGAGGAAUACCCCCCUCUUCCAGAGUACUCUCCUUCUCCAGAGAGUGAACAGAAGGAAGUGUUCAUCGUCCGUGUUAAGGGUCUGCCGUGGACUUGUAGUGCUGAGGACCUGCAGAAAUUCUUCUCUGAGUGUCGCAUUCGCAACGGAGUGAAUGGAAUCCAUCUUACAUAUCACAAAAACGGAAAGCCGACAGGACAAGCCUUCAUUGAACUGGAGGACGAGGAGGAUGUCAACAAAGCCUUGGAGAUGCACAGGCAGUAUCUUGGACCCCGCUAUGUAGAAGUGUAUGAAGUGACCAAUAGAGAUGCAGAGGCCAUACUGAAGGGCACAGGUGAAAGCCAAGACGGAGUGGUUCGCAUCCGAGGUCUGCCCUUUACCUGCACAGAGAAGGAUAUUACUGAGUUUUUUUCAGGACUGAACAUUGUGAAGGACGGGGUCACGCUGGUCAUGGAUCGCUGGGGUCGAAGUUCAGGUGACGCGUUUGUGCAGUUUGGUACACAGGAGAUGGCCGAUGAAGCACUGAAGAGAGACAGAGAGGUUAUUGGAAGCAGGUACAUUGAGGUGUACCCGAGCAAGAAGAGCGAUAUUCAAACGCAGUACGGCAGAGGGAGAGGAGACACUACAGUCACUGCAUCCCGCACACAAAAGACCAGCAGUGUCUCUCUUCCAACACACUAUAUACACAUGAGAGGUCUACCAUAUCAAGCCACGGCUGGAGACGUAAUAAAUUUUUUUCAUCCGAUCAGGGUAGCAAAGGUUCUGAUCGAGUACGGACCCGACGGGAGACCUAGCGGCGAGGCAGCCGCUCAUUUCACAACACGACAGGACGCGGUGGAAGCAAUGACCAGAGACAAGCAGUACAUACAGGACAGAUAUAUUGAGCUUUACUUAAAUUCCACGUAAAAGGAAAAAGAGGACUGAAAAGGUGAAUGGCUGUCGUCUGUACAAAGCAUUUUGGCGAUAUUUAUUUCAGAUAAACAUGGAAAAAACUGUAAUUAAACCUGCUCAGUUAUGGAGUA
Messenger RNA from Pangasianodon hypophthalmus (striped catfish), 1404 nucleotides. It is a transcript of the gene grsf1, whose product is annotated as G-rich RNA sequence binding factor 1. The transcript has 10 exons. The record is from RefSeq and is a predicted model, not a curated record. Lineage: Eukaryota; Metazoa; Chordata; Actinopteri; Siluriformes; Pangasiidae. Gene Ontology annotation, molecular function: RNA binding. The coding region runs from base 167 to 1288 and encodes 373 amino acids. Gene Ontology annotation, cellular component: ribonucleoprotein complex.